Messenger RNA from Monodelphis domestica (gray short-tailed opossum), 950 nucleotides. Its product is annotated as cytochrome c oxidase associated subunit FA4L3-like. The record is from RefSeq and is a predicted model, not a curated record. NCBI's taxonomy places the organism in Eukaryota, Metazoa, Chordata, Mammalia, Didelphimorphia, Didelphidae. Gene Ontology annotation, cellular component: respiratory chain complex IV.
AAGGUGGGGGCAGGGGGAGAGAGGGAAGUGCCCUUUGGGAAAUGAAAUUAGGUGACCAACCUAUGUCUACGUGACUUGGACAUGGGCAGGCCUACUUCCGGGGGUGUUAUCUUCAGUAUAUAAAAUUUAGAGGCAGUAUACAAGAUUCAGUUCUGAGCUUUGCUCCAAGAGAAAGCUUGAUCCCUGAACUUUUCCAUCCUCUGAAUCACGCGAUAAUCUUUCUCAUAUUCGAUUUGGUUGUGCUUCUUUUUUGGUGGUGAGUGAUUGUCACCCAAAAGGCGCAAUCAUGAGCUUCUUAAAAUUUAUGAUGAAAAAGAAAGAACUUAUUCCUUUAUUCGCAUUCGUGGGCUUCGCGGGACUUGGAGCUACCUAUAUGUGCAUAUAUUCCCUUUUCAAAACUGAUGUGAUUGUUAACAGAAAGAAAAAUCCAGAACCAUGGGAAAAUGUGAAUCCUUAUGAGCCUCAAAAGCUUUUAACAAUUCACCAAAAGUGGGAACCUGUGGAAGAGCUGAAGAUGGUCAAACAGUUGACCAAAUGAGGAAUCUCUCCUUCUAAAGUCUACUCUAUGAAUCUAGUGGAAACAUCUCCGCACAAACUAGACUACUGAAACCAGUGUGCGGAAGUGCUUCUGCUACAUUUUUAGGGUCUCCCUACAUUUUUGGGCUCUGAAUAAGAAAUUCCAUUUUGCCUUAACUCUGGCAAGUUUAAUAAUAUCCACAUGGUCCAAAAAUAAAAUGCUCAUAUUUGAUGUCUUGUAAAAUUGAAAUUUAUAUCAGAUAUGUAGUUCAUUAGAGUAUUCAUGAGGAAUUUUUCAUGUAUUUCUACUUAUGUAUUUUAUGAAACUGGAUUUUGUGUUUUGAAAAUGUACAAUAAUUUGUAAGAUAAAUGAUCUAUUAUGAUAAAAGGAUAAAUAUUAAUUUUUCCAAAAGUUAAAUAAAUUUUUCUUUCAC